Molecule: messenger RNA, 1163 nt
Organism: Cercospora beticola
Lineage: Eukaryota; Fungi; Ascomycota; Dothideomycetes; Mycosphaerellales; Mycosphaerellaceae
Source: RefSeq, a predicted model, not a curated record
AAAUUGCAGCAUCGAACGAUCAAAUCAGUAUCGCUGUGAAGAUAUGACACACUCUGGAGCUCAUGCAAUGCUGCUGUGCAGUGUGUAUGGCCUACGCCAGCGUCUCCUGAGGGCUUGGUCAACGACGUCAUGAUGCGACAAUCACCGCGAUGCGCAUUCCACAACCCAACUCCACACGCCAUCGCUCUCGUCCACGCAAACGACUGUACUUCGCUAUGCUCUAAUCUAUAAUCGUAGGGGUAUCAUGCCUCGCACCAGAACCUCCGCGAUACCCAGCUCUCCGCCAUCCACGAAAUCUCCCUCUCCACCGCACAAGAGCGUGCGCGACCUCUUCCCCACGCCUGCUCUCCACGAUGAACACAUUCGCAUGUCGUAUGAGAUAGCCCGAGGAGAACAGGGAGUCUUGACAUUUGAGCCAUACAAGUCCAUCCUCUUACCACACUGGCGCUUCAGAACUGUGCCUGUCGCGGAAGAGUCUUCGAAGACGCUGAAAGGCGCGUUUGAUCAUUAUGUGCAAGAGGGAGAUUUGGUCGGGAGUGAUAUGGCGAGGAAAUUCAUUCAGAUGGGCAUGACGAGGGCGAAGAGAUACGCCAACCACGCCGGCGGCAAGAAAUACGCCAAGUCCUCCCUCCAACUCGAACGCGAAGCCGCCGCUCUGACUGGCGACCCAGUCAAAAAUCCCAACCACUCCCACAUCAAACGCACAGAACUGCCCAAAAGUACAGGACAUGCAGGACAAGAAGAAAAACUGGCUGCGAGUGAGAUCUUCAAAGUGCUGUGGAAAGAAUGUAUGAAAGACGAAGGCUAUCUGAGACUGAAAGAGCAAUGGCAGAAGGAGAAGAAAGAGUGGAUGAAGGCUGGAGGGAAGGUGAAGAAGGAGGAGGGGAUUUGGAAGGGGUAUGAGGCUGAGGGUGGGAGAGGAAGGAAUAGAAAAAAGGCGAUAAAAGAGGAGGCGAAAGACAAGAGCGGACAGGAAGAACACAUUAAGAAGGAAGUGGUCGAUGAUUGAGCCAGGAGCUUUGAGUAAGUAGUGUUCGGGUCACCGAGGAGCCAAUCGAACUCACAUGUAUGGACGAUAAACGACCCACCACUUUAAACGCAAGGAGCAAAGACAAAACAAUCGCCAACGGCAUUCGGGUCGGUGAGUGGGCGACCUACGCCUG